CCGUGUUUCGCAGCACAAAUGCCGAACAGCGAGAGACCCCGAGCCCGUCCAAAGCACCGGAAUAGGAGCAGGAUUCGAACUCGGGCCCCCACGCCGGAGGAUCUCCUGGAGAGUCACCUACUCCACAACCUUCUGGGCAGUCACCACCGUCCAGACAUCGAGUCUCAACUGGAAGAUCUUGGGGGCGAGAGUAACUACGAGUUCGACACUCAGGACGAGGAUGGGGAUGAUGGAAAAGUGGAGCUUAUGCAGGGGUUAAGCUUAAAGAUGGAGCAGUCAAAAAACGCGAUAGAGGAUAAUGAAGAAGAGUUUAGUGACAAGUCAGAUUCCGAGAUUCUGGACGAGAAUGUUGAGGAGUUUUUGAAUCCUCCGGCAUUGGAAGAGAUUCCGUCCAUGUCGCCGCAAAUGUAUCCUUAUCCCAUGAACCACCGACCUGGUUUUUUGGGCAAGUGCACACCGCCAAAGGUCAGAGGUCAGGGAUUCGAUCCGCCCUUUCUAUAUCCCGAAUUCAUUGCCAAAAACCAGGAAAGUCGUGUGAAGUACAUUUUCACUUUGGUGGAUAGUUUGGUGCUGCAAAUGGAGCAUUUCCGUAAAUUAAGCGAGCACUCGGACGGCGAAGGAGAAACAAAAACGCAUUACACAGGAACUGUGCCGAAAUCCAGGUCCAAAAAUCGGUUUUUAAUAAAUAAGUUUGGCCAUGACAAUCCUUGUUUCAUGGAGCCAAAAAAACUUUACCAAUCUAAGAAUCAACGUUACGCCAAAAGUAGUGAGCAAUCAUAUGAUCGAUCUCUGGAGAUGAAUCCGGAGUUAGAACUCGAUUUGGACUGCGAGUUCGGAAUGGAGUACAUCGAGAAGUUUCGAGCCAAU
Molecule: messenger RNA, 867 nt
Organism: Drosophila elegans
Lineage: Eukaryota; Metazoa; Arthropoda; Insecta; Diptera; Drosophilidae
Exons: 4
Source: RefSeq, a predicted model, not a curated record